GCAAGCCAACCAUCAGUGACGUUACAGCCCGCUCCAUGACCCUCUCUUGGACUCCUCCUGAAGAAGACGGAGGAGCUAAAAUUAAGAGCUACAUCAUCGAGAAGAAGGAACCCUUCAGCUCCAAAUGGACAGCUGUUGGUAGCACUGAUGACACCUCCUUCACUGUGACAGGAUUAAAAGAGGGUACCGAGUAUGAGUUCAGAGUUGCAGCAGAGAACAAAGCAGGCGUGGGGAAAUUCAGCCCAGCAACUCCACCAACUAUCGCCAAGGAACCUUAUGAUGUUCCAGAUGCCCCUGGCUCUCCCAAGACCUCCGAUGUGUCUGAACGUUCCAUCACUUUAACGUGGACCCCUCCUCCCUCGGACGGCGGAAGCAAACUCCUCGGCUACAUCGUUGAACGCAAAGAUGCCUUCAGCACGAGAUGGGUACGCGUCACGAGAGAUAGAGUGACAGAGACUACACUGAAGGUUACCGAUGUAAAGGAGAACUCGGAGUACCAGUUCAGAGUGAUUGCAGAGAAUAAGGCAGGACCUGGACAGCCCAGUGAACCGUGUUCUCCUGUUGUUGCCAAACGCCCAUAUGAUGUUCCAAGUAGCCCAGGAGCUCCUACCGUCUCCGACAUCACAGCUACCAGCGCAACUCUUUCCUGGACUCCUCCAGAGUCUGACAACGGCUCUCCGAUCACAUCUUACAUCAUUGAACGAAAGGAAAAGUUUGGUACUCGCUGGACAAGAGUCAACCCAACAUCGUUGACCAACACAAGCUUCACCGUGGAAAAUCUGAAAGAAGGCGAUGAGUAUGAGUUUAGAGUAACUGCUGAGAACAAAGCUGGAGCUGGUAAACCUAGUCAGUCAUCCAGACCAAUUGUUGCCAAACCUCCAUAUGAUGUCCCUGAUGCUCCAGGAAAGCCAAAGGUAAACAGUACCACAGCUAACUCUGCCAACCUCUCAUGGUCUGCUCCACCAUCUGAUGGAGGCAGUCCAAUCAAGACCUACCUCAUCGAGAAGAAAGACAGAUUCUCAAUUCGGUGGACAGUGGUCAACCGAGACGAGUCUGUAACUGAGACCAAGUAUGUCGCGAGAGACCUGAAAGCGGGCGAGGAGUACCAUUUCAGGGUAAUUGCGGAGAACAAGGCAGGUGCUGGUCAGCCAUCAGAACCUUCAGAGCCAAGGAUCAUAAAACCAGCCUAUGAUGUUCCAGAUGCACCAGAUGCCCCAACACUCUCGGACAUAUCUAGCACCUCAAUGACUCUCGACUGGUCCCCACCAGACAACGAUGGUGGCAGCCCGAUUACUGGCUACACUGUGGAGAAACGCGACAAAUUCAUCACAAAGUGGACCAAGGUCAACAGAUACGCAGUGACGGAAACCACCUUCAAGGUCAGCGACCUUCGAGAAGGGACGGAGUAUGAAUUCCACGUUGCCGCUGAGAACAAGGCAGGGCUUGGGAAGUUCAGCGAGCCAUCUCAGAAGAAGGUUGCCAAGCAACCCUACGAUGUUCCAGGCAUUCCAGGAACUCCUGAUGUCUCAGACAUUACAGCCACAUCCCUCAAUCUCAGCUGGACAGCACCCUCUAGUGAUGGUGGAAGUCCAAUCACAAACUACAUCAUCGAGAAGAAAGAGCAGUUUGCGAGCCGAUGGAGCCAGGUCAAUAGGGAGUCAGUCACCAAUCUGAUAUACAAGGUUACCAGCUUGACUGAAGGUAAUGAGUACCAGUUCCGUGUAUCAGCAGAGAACAAGGCUGGAGCUGGAAAGCCCAGCCUUCCUACAGCAACAGUCGUAGCGAAGCAUCCCUAUGGCAUUCCAUCUGCCCCAGGUACACCAUCCCUGUCCAACGUCAUCGCAACUUCUAUGACCCUAACAUGGACUCCACCCGCCUCGGACAACGGAAGUCCGAUUACCGGUUACAUAGUGGAGAGACGUGACAGAAUGAGCACUCGUUGGACCAGGGUUACCAGGGAGACUGUUACCGAGCUGACCUACAAUGUGACUGGCCUGACUGAAGGAAAUGAAUAUGAUUUCAGAGUGAGCGCUGAGAACAAGGCUGGGGUCGGUGAGCCUAGUCAGCCCUCCAAGACGACCAUUGCCAAACUACCAUAUGACAAACCUGAUGCACCAGGGCAACCAUCCAUCUCAAACAUCACCGCUUCCUCGAUGACUCUCAACUGGUCUGUGCCCUCAUCCGACGGAGGUAGUCCAGUUACCGGAUACCUCAUCGAGAAGAAAGACCGCUUCAGCUCUCGUUGGUCAAGAGUCAACGACUACAGCACCCAAGAUGUGGAGUUUAUCGUCAGCGGGUUGAAGCAAGGGUCUGAGUACGAGUUCAGGGUGGCCGCUGAGAACAAGGCUGGAGUCGGCAAGCCGAGCGAGUCCUCUGGAUACAAAGUGGCCAAGCCACCAUAUGAUGUAUCUGAAGCACCAGGAACACCAGAAGUAUCAGACAUUAAACCAACAUCAGUCAACCUCAGCUGGUCCGCUCCUGAAUCAGACGGCGGAACGGACCUCUUAGGUUACAUCAUCGAGAAGAAGGAUAAGUUUUCACCUCGCUGGAGCCGUGUCAACACAACCCUAGUCCAAGACACAAACUUCAACAUCACUGGAUUAUCGGACGGCCAAGAGUGUGACUUCAGAAUUCUUGCCGAGAACAAAGCCGGCCUCAGCAAACCCAGUAACAUCUCGUCCUACCAGAUCAAGGCACCGGAUGCCCCGAGUACGCCAGAGGUCUCCAACAUACGUGAGAACUCAGUAACUCUACACUGGUCUCCGCCACAGGUUGACGGAGGCAGCAAAGUCACCGGAUAUUACGUAGAGAAGAGAGAUGUUAACAAGGAUCGUUGGGUCAGAGUCAAUAGAGCGGCUGUACGAGAGACUGUACUUGAUGUGUCAGACUUGACGCUGAAAUCGCAGUAUGAGUUUAGAGUCAUUGCUGAGAAUAAGGUUGGCCAAGGGAAACCAAGUGACCAUACUAAACCAGUGCUGAUCAAACCACCUUAUGAAACCCCAGAGUCACCCAGCCCUCCAGAGGUAUCCGAUGUCACCAAGACAUCAGCCAUACUCUCAUGGCAGCCCCCAACAUCAGAUGGCGGAAGCAAGAUCACCGGCUACAUCUUGGAGAUGAAAGAGCAGUUCUCCUCUCGUUGGAGCGUUGUUGCCAAGCCGCAAGACGUGGAGCACAAAGUCACCAAGCUCUCUGCAGGCAAGGAGUAUGAGUUUAGAGUCUUGGCUGAGAAUAAGGCUGGAUUGAGCGAACCUAGUAGACCAUCCAAGAGCUUUGUUGCAAAGGACGCCUAUGAUGUGCCUGAUGCGCCUAGUAGGCCAACGGCAGACAACAUUCAAGAGCACUCGGUGACAUUGUCAUGGAAACCACCUACCUCAGACGGAGGGGCCAAAAUUAUGGGCUACAUCGUAGAGAUGAAAGAGGAAUUCAGUUCUAGGUGGACCCAGGUGACCAGAGAACGCAUUUCAGACACUGAGUUUACUGCAACAAAACUGAGAGAGGGUACUGGAUACGUGUUCAGAGUGGCAGCCGAAAACAAGGCUGGAUUGGGUCAACCAAGUGAACCAUCUUCAACGGUCACGCCCAAGAAACCAUAUGGAGUACCGGAUGCCCCACGCAAACCAGACAUUGCCAACUCGACGACCACAUCUGCCUCCAUUUCCUGGUCAGCUCCGUCUGACGGCGGGAGCCCAAUCACCGGUUACAUCAUUGAGAAGCAAGAAGGUGGUAUAGGCCGAUGGUCCAAGUGCAAUCAAUAUGAGGUCAGCGAUACAUCUUUCACUGUACGAGACUUGGCUGAAAGCAGGGAAUAUGAGUUCCGAGUCAGCGCCGUUAACAAGGCUGGAACUGGAGAGCCCAGUGUGCCUUCGGACGUUGUUGUUACAAAACCACCAUAUGUUGCACCAGAUGCACCAAGUGUCCCUGAAGUAACCGACCAAACGACACGCUCCGUCAAUCUCUCAUGGAGCAAACCCAGAGACGAUGGCGGAGAUAAAAUCACAAAUUACAUCAUUGAGAAGAAAGAACCAUUUAGCAUUCGCUGGACCCAAGUGGGGCGUACUCCUGACACAAACUUCAAUGUGACUGGACUGAAAGAAGGGGAGGAGCUACAGUUCAGAGUGACAGCUGAGAAUAAGGCCGGGCUGGGGAAAUCAAGUGACGCAACUGACAAAGUGGUUGUGAGACCACCCUAUGAUGUGCCCGAAGCACCCGGUCAGCCCACUGCUGCCGACAUCAAUUCAACAUCAAUGACAAUCGACUGGACCGCCCCUCGCUCUGAUGGAGGAAGCCCCAUCAUCACUUACAUCAUUGAGACCAAGGAGCAAUUCUCCACCUACUGGAGGAGAGUUAACUCUAAGGAGGUCACAGCGACGUCCUUCGAGGUUUCGUCACUGAAGGAGGGUAACACUUAUGAGUUCAGAGUGAGUGCUGAGAACAAGGCCGGAGCGGGCAAACCAAGCCAGACAUCCCAGGCGUACACUGCAAAGGCACAGUAUGAUGUCCCAAGCCAACCCGGUACUCCCGAUAUUUCCAACGUCCAGUCCACGUCGAUGACAGUGUCUUGGACAGCUCCUUCAACCGACGGAGGCAGCCCGAUCACAGGCUACAUCAUCGAGAGAUGUGACACCAGCACACGGCGAUGGUUCCGCGUCAACAAGUACACAGUGAAAGAUCUCAGCUACACAGUGAGCAACUUACAUGAAGGGAAUGAGUACAUGUACAGAGUCAGUGCUGAGAAUGCUGCAGGAGCAAGUAAACCGAGUGAGGAGUCAGCAGCCAAGAAAGCUAAACCUCCAUAUGACACCCCUGGUGCUCCGUCCAAGCCACGCAUCACCCAAGUAGACAGCACCAGAAUGACCCUUGCCUGGUCACCACCAGACUCAGAUGGCAGAAGUCCAAUCACCAACUACGUCCUGGAACGCAAGGACAAGUUCUCCACCCGAUGGAUGCGAGUUACGCGAGACAGAAUCUCUGAGACGGAGUUCACCGUGGUAGAUCUGAUUGAGGGGACCGAGUAUGAGUUCCGAGUAUCAGCUGAGAAUAAGGCCGGUGUGGGACCACCGAGUGAUGUGUCGGAGAGCAGAGUAGCCAAAUCGCCAUAUGGUGUGCCUGGUGCACCCAGUACUCCAGUCAUAUCAGACGUCACAUCCUCAUCCAUGGUACUCACAUGGGCCGAGCCUCUCUCAGAUGGUGGCAGUCCAAUCCUGACGUACGUCGUUGAGAAGCGCGAUAGGUUCAGCUCCCGCUGGACCCGUGUCAAUAAGUACAACAUCCUAGAGACAACUUUCACUGCUACUGAUCUGAAGGAAGGGGUAGAUUAUGAGUUCAGAGUCAGUGCUGAGAACAAAGCCGGAGUUGGCCAACCGAGCGAACCGUCGAAAGCUGUUAAGGCUAAGCCACCCUAUGAAUCUCCUUCAGCACCCACCAUUCCUAAGGUUACUGACGUAACCCCGGAUUCCAUGACACUCUCUUGGUCCCCACCUUCAACCGACGGUGGCAGUCCCAUCACUGGCUACUUCAUAGAAAAGAAGGAUCGGUUCGGGCUUCGCUGGACCAGAGUCAACCGAGAACCCACACUAGACACUACCUUUAAGGUAUCAGGAUUGAAAGAAGGCGAGGAGUACCAGUUCAGGGUGGUGGCAGAGAACAAGGGAGGCGAAGGAAAGCCAAGUGAGCCUACGGAGCCGAGAGUUGCAAAGGCACCUUAUGAUGUUCCAGGUGCUCCUAGAGCUCCCCAGAUAUCCAAAGUGACCGAAUCAACCAUGACAUUGAGCUGGUCAGAGCCCAGCUCAGAUGGUGGGUCUAUGGUAACCGGUUACCACAUCGAGAGGAAGGAUGCCAGGAGCCUACGCUGGACACUGAUCACCAGGGAACCAGUGGAUGAUCUGACCUAUCGGGUGACAGGUCUGACUGAGGGAACUGACUAUGAGUUCAGAGUGUGUGCUGUGAACAAAGCAGGAGUCGGGGCACCAAGCCCAGCUUCGGACACUACCAGAGCAAAGGCACCUUAUGAUGCUCCUGAUGCUCCAGGUGUCCCUAACCUAUCAGAUAUAACCUCAUCCUCAAUGCGUCUUUCAUGGACCGAGCCCGAAUCAGACGGGGGUAGUCCAAUCACGGGCUACGUCGUAGAGAAACAAGAUCGUUUCAGCACCCAUUGGACCCCUGUCACUAAGCGAGAGGUUCCAGAUACUUCAUUCACAGUGAGCGGUUUGUCAGAAGGGAUGGAGUACGAGUUUAGAGUAGUGGCUCAGAACAAGGCUGGACCUGGGAAAUACAGUGAGGCUACAAGACCAACCGUUGCUAAACCUCCUUAUAAUAUCCCUGGUGCCCCAAGCCAACCAGACGUCACUGACAUCAAUGCCAACUCCAUGAUUCUUCACUGGUCUCCUCCCACAUCAGAUGGUGGCAGCCCCAUCACAGGCUACAUCGUUGAACGUCGGGACACCAGCAAGAUGAGUUGGAGCGUCGUCAACAGAGUCCCGAUCACGGAUACCUCGUUUACAGUGUCCAACCUCAGGGAGGGGUCAGAGUAUGAGUUCAGGAUCAUAGCGGAGAAUAAGGCAGGCACUGGGAAGCCAGGUACAGCAUCGCCAGCUCAACUUGCUAAGGCUCCUUAUGAUGCACCAGAUGCUCCAGGCGUGCCACAGACCUCCAACAUCAAUUCCACCUCCAUGGUCCUAUCAUGGUCUCCGCCCCUCUCUGAUAACGGCAGUCCCAUCACCAGCUACAUCAUUGAGAUGAGACAAGACUUUGCAACACGAUGGACGAAGGUGAAUACGUCCAUCUUUGAGACCACUCACACGGUCACUCGCCUCUCGGAGGGAAGCAAGUACGUCUUUAGAGUGGCAGCUGAGAAUAAGGCAGGAGUUGGGAAGUUUAGUGAGCCGUCAGAGCAAGCUGUUGCCAAACCCCCUUAUGAUGUUCCCGGCUCCCCUGAUGCGCCCGACGUAUCUGACAUCACAGCUAACAGCGCCCUCUUGAGUUGGUCAGCCCCCAGCAAUGAUGGUGGAGCUGAAGUUACAGGUUAUGUCAUUGAGAGGAAAGAUAAGUUUGCGACUCGUUGGACAAAGCUUGAUGAGGUAAAUGCUGAUGCAACUUCCCAUCCUGUACGUGGCCUGUCUGAAGGCAAUGACUACGAGUUCCGUAUCUGUGCAGUCAACAAGGCUGGGGUCGGUAAACCAAGCGACCAAUGUAACCGGUUCACUGCAAAGGCUCCCUAUGAUGUUCCAGAUGCGCCAAGCUCUCCCACCAUCCUAGAAUCCACAGAGUCAUCAAUGACCCUGUCCUGGACCGCGCCCGUUAGCGAUGGAGGAAGCCCAAUCACAGGCUACAUCAUCGAGAGACACGACCUCAGCACCAGUCGCUGGGUCAAGACGCACAGAGAGGCGGUCAGAGACACCACCUACACUGUCCGAGAUUUGACUGAAGACAAAAAGUAUGAGUUUAGAGUCAGUGCUGAGAACAAGGCCGGUGUUGGCAGAGCUAGCGAACCAUCGGCUGCUCGAGUGGCAAGAGCUCCAUACGACGUUCCUGAAGCCCCAGGUAAACCUGAGGUCACCAAAGCCGACACUACAGAAAUGACUGUCAUUUGGACUCCUCCACUCUCUGAUGGGGGUAACAAGAUCAUCGGUUACACCAUCGAGAGGAAAGAACGCUUCGGCACACGUUGGCAGAAAAUAAACCGGUUCACAGUUACAGAGACCACCUUCAGAGCCACAGAACUCAAGUUCGGAAAUGAGUAUGAGUUCCGAGUGAGCGCUGAGAACCGGGCAGGCGUUGGGAAACCGAGUGAAGCAUCUGAGCCAUCCACUGCCAAGCCUCCAUACAAUGUCCCAGACUCUCCAGAAGAUGUCACUGUGAAGGAAACCACUUCUAACUCUGCUACAUUGACGUGGAGCCCACCUGGAUCCGAUGGAGGAGCAGUAAUCACAGGCUACAUCAUUGAAAAGAAGGAACAGUACAGCACACGCUGGUCAAGAGUUAACCGUUACUCGGUGACAGAAACUGAGAUGGCCGUGCCCGACUUGAAGGAAGGACUCGAGUAUGAGUUCAGAGUGUACGCUGAGAAUAAGGCUGGUGUAGGAAAGGCGAGCGAACCCACAAGGCCAACUGUAAUCAGACCUCCAUUUGGAGUGCCUGGUGUUCCCACCUCCCCGACAGUCACAGAUGUCACUGGUAACUCCAUGACACUCUCCUGGUCGCCUCCGUCCUCCGACGGUGGUAGUCCAAUCACAGGCUACAUCAUUGAGAAGCAGGAGCCAUUCAGCACUCGCUGGACGCAGGUCGACAAGUUCACUGGAACUUCUGGAACCAUCGGAGGCCUACGUGAAGGGAAUGAGUACCAGUUCCGUGUGAUCGCCAUCAAUAAAGCUGGCAAUGGAAAGCCGAGCUCAGCUAGUAAACCAACAGUUGCCAAACCGCCCUACGAUGUUCCCGGCCCACCCGGUGCGCCAACCAUCACCGACGUCACAGCCACUUCCAUGCAUUUGGAGUGGUCUCCUCCUCAGUCCGACGGAGGCUCCAGCGUCAUCGGUUACGUCAUCCAGAAGAAAGAGAAGCUAGCCUUACGGUGGGUACCAGUGAAUCAGUUAAGCAUCAAAGAGACAUCUUACACAGUACGUGAUCUGGUGGAGAAGUCUGAGUACCAGUUUAGGAUCUUGGCUGAGAAUAAGGCUGGAUUCGGAGAACCAAGUGACUCUUCGCAGACUAGGAUGGCAAAGCCGCCCUAUGAUACUCCUGACAAGCCUGCCGCACCUAUCGUCACCGACACCUCAAGGUCCUCGGUCUCACUCUCAUGGUCCCCUCCACUCUCAGAUGGAGGGAGUAAGAUCACCAGCUACCACCUCGAGAAGCGAGAAGCAUUUGGCUUCAAAUGGAGCCGAGUCACCUCUCACUCGAGCCACGAACUUGAGUACACAGUGACCAGUUUGCGAGAGGGUAGUCAGUAUGAGUUUAGAGUGAGCGCUGAGAAUAAGGCCGGAGUGGGACCGCCGAGCGAGCCCUGUAAACCAGUGUUUGCCAAGGCUCCAUAUGACGCACCUGGUGCCCCAGGUUCUCCCGAGAUCUCAGAUGUGACUAGAACGACACUCAACCUCUCUUGGACUCCACCGAGUAGCGAUGGAGGUAACCCGAUCACCGGUUACAUCAUUGAGCGUUCCGAUCGCUAUACCUCACGCUGGACCCCGAUCACCAAGGAACCAAUCUCCGGUUGCACUUUUGUCGUGAGAGAUAUUCCGGAGGGUGCUGCGUAUCAGUACAGAGUGUGCGCCGUCAACGAAGCUGGACCGGGCAAGCCUAGCGGUGCUACCGAUACUAAGGGUGUCGCUGUACCUCCAAAGCUUGAUCUGAACAAAUACCGUGAGACACUGACCGUCCGCGCCGGUACCACAUUCCAUCUGGACGUGCCCUACAAAGCCAAGCCAAAACCAACGGUCAAAUGGGACAAAGAUGGCGUGACACUGGUGUCCUCUACAAGGGUUAAGAUUGAGACCACAGAUCGUGAGACCGUCUUGACUGCCAAGAACUGCGUAAAGGCAGACGAAGGAGCGUACAAACUCACUGUUAGCAAUUCGGCUGGAAGCGAGACCGCAAUGAUUCGUGUGCAAGUUCUUGAUCGUCCAGGCCCACCUCGCGGUCCAAUAGAAACAUGUGACAUGGACAAGACCUGUAUAACACUCUCCUGGAAUCCGUCGUCGGAAGACGGAGGGAGCAGAAUCACUCACUACGUCGUAGAGAAACGAGACACCAAGAGAUCCUCCUGGGCUCGUGUGACACAACGCAUCAGCGACACCACCUGCACGAUCACCAAUCUGAUCGAGCGUACCGAGUAUGCGUUCAGGAUAAUCGCUGUGAAUAAGAUCGGUGAGAGUGAGCCACUGGAAGGGACUGAGUCCAUCUUGAUCAAGAGUAAAUAUGAUGUUCCUGGACCACCUAGCACACCUCAGAUCACUGACACAACAUCAGACUCGGUCAGUCUCUCAUGGCUACCGCCGUCAUUCAAUGGUGGCGCUGAAAUAACAGGUUAUGUCAUCGAGAAGAAAGAUCGCACCAGUGUCUACUGGAGCAAGGUGGCAGUAAUCGGAGCGGAUGAGACAUCCUGCAGAGUGACUAGGCUCACCCGUGGAGGGGAGUACGAGUUCAGGAUCGUUGCCGAGAACAGAAUGGGUUUGGGAACUCCCAGCGAGCCAACUGUGAGAGUGAAGGCCCAGGAAGCAUCGGUCUUGCCCAAACUUGGAGAAAUCACGGAGCCAAUAACAGCAAAGGUUGGCACCACUAUCAAAGCAGUUGUACCCUACACUGGCUUUCCCAUCCCGAGGACAACUUGGACAAGAGAGGGCGCUUCUUUACCCUCGUCCCACCGGAUGAAGGUUGAGACGAGCGACCGAGCCGUCACAAUGAUCAUCAAGAACUGUGAGAGGUCCGACGCCGGUAACUACACCGUGGUAGUCAAAAACGACGCCGGAAGCGACUCCGCAAGCAUUCAGAUAAAGAUCUUUGACAAACCUGGCCCGCCUCGUGGCCCCUUGGAGCAAACAGACGUGACAGAGAAUGCCGUCACACUAUCCUGGCGCCCGCCGCAGGAGGAUGGAGGUAGCCGCAUCUUUAAUUACAUCGUGGAGAAGCAGGGAGAGCUUGACUUCAAGUGGAAGCCUGUGACUGAUAAGAACAUCACUGAUCUGACGUACAGAGUGACUGGACUGAAGGAAUACAAGCGUUAUCAGUUCAGGGUUACCGCGCAGAAUCAGUUCGGUAUCAGCGAACCUCUAGAGGGCCAGGAUAUCACACCAAAAGGGCAAUAUGUUGUCCCGGAUGCCCCCGAUGCCCCAGAUGUGUCGAACAUUACCGUUGACUCAAUGUCUCUAUCAUGGAGUCCUCCACUUCAUGAUGGCGGGGCACCGGUCAGUGGCUAUGUUGUAGAAAUGAGACAGACUACCAGUCCUCGAUGGGUUAAAGCAACCCUCACACCUACUCCAGAUACCACGUUUAAGGUUGGAAGACUGCUGCGUGGGGCAGAGUAUGAGUUCAGAGUCUCGGCAGUGAACCGGGCAGGAACUGGUAACCCCAGUGAGCCAUCGCACAGUGCCAUCGCUGAAAACCCACCAGUACCUCCCAAAUUGGAAUUGGAUCUGAAGUAUCAGCGAGUGAUCACAGUGAGGGCUGGUACCUCCUUCCGUGUCGAGGUACCUUACAAAGGCACUCCAGUACCAACCAUCAAAUGGACACACAACACCAACGUCGUCGAUAGAUCCCUCAGGAUCAGCAUUGAGACCAAUGAGUUUGGCUCCGUCCUGAAUAACAGAAACUCUGAACGAGGAGACAGCGGUGGUUAUGUCAUCACAGCGACCAAUAAAUCGGGAGAAGCAUCUGCGACGGUCACGGUCAAAGUCGUCGACAGGCCUUCCCCGCCUGAAGGACCUCUGCAGGUUGUUCGUCUCGGCAGCAAUGACGUCACGCUCUCCUGGAGCCCUCCCUCUGACGAUGGAGGCAGCCAGAUCAUCGGUUACAUCCUGGAGAAGCGCGAGACAAGCAUGCGAGCAUGGACCAAGGUGUCGGCCGCGUUGACAGAGACCAUGCACAGGGUGUCUGGCCUGACGGAGGAGAGCGAGUACCAGUUCCGUGUUCGAGCUGAGAAUAAAUCUGGUGUCAGCGAACCUCUGGAAGGAGAGAAGGUUAUUCCCAAAGGAGAUUACGAAGUUCCUGGCCAGCCCGGACCCCUGUCCGUGUCCAACAUCCACGCCGAUUCCGUCUCUCUCACCUGGUCCACUCCAUCAAGCGAUGGCGGUGCACCGAUCAUUGGCUACAUCAUUGAGAAGCGAGACAAAUCUAGUACAUGGAGUCGAGUCAAUAUGGCCCCCGUCACCGACACGACCUACAAGGUACCUAGGCUCAUCCAGGGUACUGAGUAUGAGUUCAGAGUGAGCGCCGUCAACAAGGCUGGGGUCGGAGAAGCUGCUGCGACACCAAGACCUGUAUUGGUUGAACGCCCAGCAGCUGCCCCUAAACUUGAGCUUGGCAACAUGUAUCGAGACACUGUGACCAUGCGUGCAGGGUCCAUCCUGCAUCUAGACAUACCCUGCCGAGGCAAGCCCACACCCACCGUCACCUGGACCCGGGAUGGGUCAGACUUGGUGACCGAUGCCAUGAGAGUCCGUACGACUACGUCCGACUUCAGCACCGGUCUGACCGUUAAGAAUAUCGAGAAGGGAGAUGGAGGAGUGUAUGUUGUAACGGCAACCAACAAAGCUGGCUCUGAUAGUGCAACCAUCAGAGUGUCUGUUCUUGACAAGCCAAGCCCACCUGAGGGCCCCCUCAACAUGAGCGACAUCACCAAGGACUCUGUCACACUGUCCUGGCAACCACCCAUCGACAACGGAGGCAGUCCCAUCACCAACUACAUCCUGGAGAAACGUGAGGCUGAUCACCGCCUGACGUGGUCCCGUGUGUCGGGAUCGGUCAGAGGCAUCCGCUACACGGUGACUGGCUUGAUAGAUGGCAAGAGCUAUAUGUUCAGAGUCCGAGCAGAGAACAAGUACGGACAGAGUGAGCCGCUGGACAGCACUGAUGCAGUGCUCGUUAAGAGUCCAUUCGAUGUUCCUGAAGCACCAGGUACCCCUGAAGUCUCGGGCAUCACAGAUACCUCCAUGACAAUCUCCUGGAGACCUCCUCGCAGCGACGGAGGCUCAGAGAUCACCGGCUACAUCCUAGAGAUGAAAGAGACCUCCGGCAUCCGCUGGAUGCGAGCCACCAGGAAGGUCCUGAAGGAGUCUAACUUCACAGUGAGCAGUCUCAUCAAGGGUAGAGAGUAUGAGUUCCAAGUAGCCGCUGAGAAUGAAGCAGGCAUCGGCCCCAUGAGCAGACCCUCUACUUCUGCUGCUGCCAAGACCCCAAUAGAAAUGGCUGAAUUCACAGAGCCCUUAACGGACAUCUCCUCCAAAGUGGGCAAGACAGUGACUCUAGAGUGCCGGAUCUCCAAUGCCAAGGCAGAGGUAAAAUGGUUCAUGAAUGGAGUGCAGAUCUUUGCCAUUGACAGACACAGCAUCAUCAGGGAAGGUCAACGCAGAGCUCUGGUCAUCCGAGAUGUGGGACCCAGAGAUAUCGGGAAGUACUCCUGCCGAUGCGGAGAUACCUACACAGAAGCAAUGGUCAAGGUCAAAUCUGAACCCAAGAUUGACCUGUCGGCCUUCAAGGAUGUGAUCACAGUGCGAGCCGGCAACCUCCUCCGCCUCUACGUACCCUUCACAGGAUGCCCUACCCCGACCGCCGAGUGGUAUCGUCACGACCGACGCAUCAGUGAAGACACUCGUACCAAGAUCGAGAAGCAGGAGACGAGGACGGAGUUGGUGAUUAAGAGCACCAUUCGAUCGGACACUGGACAGUACUCACUGACCGUCAGUAACGAAGCCGGCAAGCACACCGCUAACAUCCAUGUCAUCGUGGUCGAUGUUCCCGGCCCACCCACUGGACCUCUUGAGAUCUCUGACAUCGGUCGCUUCUCAGUCAACCUCUCCUGGUCACCGCCAAAGGAAGAUGGUGGCUCCAAGAUUGAAUACUACACCAUUGAAAAACGGGAGAAGGGACGCAAGCUGUGGAUGGUUGUCACUACAUACGCUACGUCAACAUCCUACAGUGUGGAAGGACUGAGUGAGAACAUGGAGUAUGAGUUCCGAGUCAGUGCUGAGAACAUCAACGGUGUUGGAAGCCCUCUGGAAGGGAAAGAAGCAGUCAUUUGCAAGAGCCUAUAUUCCGUUCCGAGUGCCCCAGGUAAACCCGAAGUCCAUAACAUCUUCCGGGAUCACAUGACCCUGACGUGGACGGAGCCGCAGCAUAACGGCGGCCGGCCAAUCACAGGCUACAUCAUCGAGAAACGUGAGAACUUCGGACUGCUAUGGACGCGAGACAACAAGGAACCGGUGACGGAUACAACCUACUCAAUAAAGGGACUGAUUGAAGGGUACCAGUAUGAGUUCCGAGUGAUUGCUCAGAACCAGAUCGGGUUGGGCAAGCCAAGUGAACCCACUCAUCCACCUAGGGUCGCCAAGGAUCCUGCCAGACGACCUUCCCCUCCCGGUAUUCCCACAAUCAAAGAUGUCACCGCUACAUCCGUCCAGCUCAACUGGACCGUACCAUACUCCGAUGGUGGUCAGCCAAUCAUGCACUACACAGUGGAGCGUAGGAUCAAGGGACAACACGAUUGGACGGAUAAGGCGUCCGUCCCCAGCAACUCCUGCUUGGUGGGCAACUUGGUCAAAGACACUGAGUAUGUGUUCAGGGUGUGUGCGGUGAACUCUGCCGGGAUGGAGAGCGACCCCAGUAAGGUGUCUGAAGGGUUCGUCGCAAGAGAUGUACUCCCUGGAGUUGCACCAACAUUCACCCAAGAACCCCAGAGCAUACUAGCCACUGACAAAACCAGGGCAGACUUCACUUGUAGAGUGACCGGCACACCAGCCCCACAAGUAGUAUGGGUGCGUAAGGGACACGAAUUGUUCACAGGCCGCAAGUACAACAUAACCGUUGACAAGGAUGGUUUGCAUCGACUCAGCAUUCUUGAGGCAAGAGAGACCGACAGUGGCAUGUACACAGCCGUAGCGCAGAAUGAGAACGGCAAGGUCCGCGCAUCCGUUGAGUUACACAUCAAAUCACUCCCAUCACUAGACCUGGAUCGGCGCAUGAGAGAAAUCACCAUCAAAGCUGGCAACAGUCUCCACAUCCAUAUCCCCUUCACCGGCACCCCGAAACCAGUCCUCAGGUGGAAGAAGGAAGAUGGAGACGAGGAGAUUACUACGAAGGGACGAUUCCGGGUAGACACCUCUGGAGGAGAAGCUGAUCUGACCAUCAGAGAGACGGAGAGGGAGGACAGCGGUAUCUACAUCCUGGAGGCAGAGAACGAGUUUGGAGUGCAGAAAGUUUCCGCUAAAGUCAAGGUCGUUGACAAACCAGGGCCACCCCUUGGUCCAGUCGUCACGGCGGAGGUUACUAAGAAGUCCAUCACUCUCUCCUGGAAGCCACCAGCUGACGACGGAGGAAGUCCAAUACUACGCUACAUCAUUGAGAUGAGAGAACCCAACAGGACCAUUUGGCAGAAUGCUGGCUCAGUAACAUCAAGCACUGAGCACACAGUCGGAGCACUCAUUGAAGGGACUUCAUACGUGUUCCGUAUCUCAGCAGAGAAUCAGCAUGGUGCCAGCGAACCUCUGAUUGGGCAAGAAUCAGUCAGAGCCAAGGCUCCAUACGAUGUUCCCACAGCCCCAGGGAAGCCAACCAUAUCCGAGAUCCAACGUAGCUCAGUCUUCCUGUCAUGGCAACCACCAAAGUCUGACGGAAACAGCCCGAUCACCGGCUACAUCAUUGAGAAGCGUGAGACCACCAGCACACGCUGGUUCCGUGCCAACCGGGAAGACGUAUCCGGAACUAACCACACAGUGAUCAAUCUGAUUGAAGACUCUGAGUAUGAGUUCCGUGUGCUUGCUGAGAAUAAGGCUGGAUUCAGUCCGGCUAGUGAAGCAUCGCAGAGAGUGGUCGUAAAGGACCCCAGAGGCUCAAUACCAGCCACCUUUGUACGUGAGCCAAAGUCCAUCGCAGUGACCCAAGGUAGGGCUGGUACCCUAGAGUGUGAAGUCGCCGGGUACCCGACCCCACAGGUCCACUGGUACCGUCUAGGACGUGAGCUUCUCGACAGCAGGAAGUACAAAGUCAGAUCCACUGGUAACAUUCACACGUUGACCAUCAGUGAUGUGUAUGAUGAGGAUACUGGGGAUAUCACUGUCAAGGUUAUGAACAAAGGAGGUUCACAAACAGAGAAGGCCAGCGUCAAACUACAAGUCGCUCCUAAAGUCAACGUCCCGCCACGUCUCCGCGUCCCUCUGGACUGUCUCCAGGGAGAGAACCUAAAGCUAAGGAUUGCCUACACAGGCACACCGCUACCCACCAUCACCUGGGACCGAGAUGGCGUGGACGUCGUGCCGCGCACUGAUCUGGACAUCAAGACUACGGACAAGGAGACUACUCUGUCCAUUAAUAAGAUCAGUAAGGAGGAUGCUGGCAAGUAUACGAUCGUCGCUACCAAUGAGCUCGGACACGAGUCUGCGAGUAUUGUCAUCAACAUCUUGAGACAUCCUGAUCCUCCUCGAAAUCUUGAGGUCUUAGACGUGACUUCUGACACGGUCCGUCUCUCCUGGCAACCGCCUCUCCACGAUGGAGGCAGCACAAUCACCAGUUACGUCGUGGAGAAACGAGACGGCAAAUCCGAGGCAUGGGCUCGCUGCGUCACCAGUCGCAACUGCUUCCACACGAUUGUUGGACUAAAACCAGAGGCGGACUACCAGUUCCGAGUGACAGCAAUGAACUCAUACGGUGCAAGCGAACCAUGCGAGGCAUCGGCCAUCAUAGCGACAAAACCGGCGACUCACACUCGACCAGAGCUGGAAGACUAUGAAGCCAAGAGACGUUACUACGAUUCCCUGGUUGACAUGAGCUGGAUACCCUCUAGAUAUGACUACAUCAAGAGAUUUGGAUCCAUCUACGACUACUAUAACAUCUAUGAAGAGCUUGGCAGAGGAUCAUACGGUGUGGUCUACAGAGCAGUGGAGAAGAAGACGGGCAAAUCAUUUGCCGCCAAGUUCCUCCGUUGCCAGGGCGUGGAGCGAGACGUUGUCAAGCGGGAGAUCAAGAUCAUGGAGCAUCUCCAUCACCGAUCGUUGCUUUCUCUUCAUGAGAUCUUUGAGAAUGAUGAAGAGAUCGUUAUGGUUCUAGAGUUCUUGUCUGGUGGUGAACUAUUCGAUCGUCUUGUCGAUGAGAGUCACAUUCUUACUGAGCCUGAGGUGGUGGAUUACGUCAAGCAAGUGUGCGAAGGAAUACGCCACAUGCACGAAAAACACAUCCUUCAUCUCGACCUCAAGCCGGAGAACAUCAUGCUACGAACACGAACAGGCAACGACGUCAAGGUCAUUGACUUUGGCCUGGCCCGAGAGCUUGACCCCCAUGAACAAGUACGAGUCAUGUUUGGCACACCCGAGUUUGUCGCUCCAGAGGUCGUGAACUUCGAACCGAUUGGAUUACCAUCAGACAUGUGGUCAAUGGGAGUGCUUGCAUACGUCAUGUUGAGUGGCAUCUCCCCAUUCAUGGAAGAGUCUGAUCUUGACAUUCUCAAGGCAGUCUCUAAGGGUGAAUGGGACUUUGACGAGGAAGCCUUCGCUGACGUCUCCGAUGAAGGACUGGACUGGAUUGAGAAGAUUCUUAUCAAGGAUAAAAACAAACGAAUGACAAUACAAGAGGCACUUGCUCAUCCCUGGCUCAAUAUGGAUACAGAUACACUGGCUAGGAGACGCGCUCGACGACUCAACACCAAACGUCUCAGGAAACUACACGAGAAACGCAAACCAGAGGGAGCUGGAGAAACUAUCAAUGCACUUGGACGCUUGGCACAUGGUGGCGCUCUUCGUGAAAUCCACAAGGUGUACCGUGGAAUGCCCCUCCAAGAGAGGGUUGUGUACAUGGAUGUCCGAGAUGCUGCUCCUAAGUUUGUCAUCCCGUUGGAGACGACCACCGCAAUAGAGGGCAACGCGGCACGCUUUGAGUGUGAGGUCUCGGCUCUUACCGAGCCCCUCAUCACCUGGUACAAGGGAAGAACACCCCUCCAGAUUGGAAUCAAGUACAAGAUGCUGUAUGACGACCAUAAGUACACACUGGUUAUUCAGGACACUAACAUUGAUGACGUAGGGGAGUAUACGUGCAAGGCGGAGAACUCAUAUGGAUCAGCAACAUCUGCAGCAGCCCUGGACAUCGAAUUGCUUGAUGAGAAGGAGUUGGAGAAACGUGGAGAGAGGCGAACCCUCGAGAUGAAGAGACAGAAGAUACCACUUGGUGAGCGUGCUCGUCGUCUGCGUGCCAUGCAGGCCGAGAUGAGUGCUGACCAGCCACCACAGUUUGUCAAAUCACUUCAGGACAAGGAAUGUGGACUUGGGUUCAUUCUACCACUCUCAUUUGAAGUGACGGUCCCACCAGUACCAACUCAAGUGGUAUGGUACUGCAAUGGCAAACAGAUCAAGGAAGGUCCUCGCUACAAGUUUUAUGUGGAUAACGGCACCUACACCUUGGAGAUACAGGAAACUACAGGUGAUGAUUUGGGAGAAUUCACGGCGGAGGUUACCAAUCAGACUGGUACAUCUAUCACAAAAUGCAGAGUGGCGGUCGACGAGAAUUUCAUGGACAAGUAUGCAGGUUACGUGAGACCACGAUUCGUACAGCGUCUGCGAGAUAUGUCCAUCGUUGAGGGCAGCGCAGCCAGGCUGGAAUGUAAAGUCACUGGGAUGCCUGAUCCUGAAAUCAGAUGGUUCAAGGAUCACAAGGAGAUUGAAGAUGGCACCCAUUACUCCAUCGAGUUCGACGAUGAAGACACUUGCACCCUCAUCCUUCAAGACACCUUCUUGACUGACGCUGGAACCUAUACCUGCCAAGCCUCCAAUCUGCUGGGACGCAUCUCUUGUGAUUCACACAUCGGCGUCGAACGUUGUGGAGCUGAAAGUGAGCACGAACUUUCCAGGGAAUCAAGUCUAGAAGAUCUGACUGCUCUAAAGAUAGAGAAACCUCGUCGUCAAGUCAACUGUGCGCCUUUCUUCAGUCUGCCUCUCCGUCGCAAGACAGUGGCAGAAGCCGACAGUGCCCGCCUCACAUGCGCCGUUCAGGGUCUCCCCGCGCCAAAGGUGGCGUGGACCAAAAACGGCAGCCCAAUAUACGAUGGAUUCUACUACAACAUCACAAAUAGGUGGGGUGUAUGCAUCUUGGAAGUGAGGACUGCUAGAUUGAGCGAUACAGGGACGUACAGAUGUACAGCUACCAGCGAAGAGGGUCAGGACAGUUCAGCUUGUGAGCUUGUUGUGGAAGAGAGAAUGGAACCAGAUGAGACAUUUGACUACAUCCGACCAUCCUUCCAUAAACCAGUGCGUGGUAAACGUAUCCGAGAUGGUCGCACAGCUCGUCUUGAGAUCCAAGUGUUUGGCUACCCAGAGCCUCAGAUUGUUUGGUACAAAGACAAUGUACGCAUUGAUGAGAAUGAGCAUAUCUCAAUUGAGAAAUUGCCAGGAGGUGCACAGACUCUUGUUAUUAUGGAUGUGACUCCUACAGAUGCUGGAAGGUACAAGGCAGCUGCCAGCUCACCCGCUGGGAAGGCGUCCUGUGCUGCAGAUCUUGUUAUCCUAGAAGUUGAAGCUGAUGUUGAAUCUGACGAUGAUGGAGAAGUAGGUCGGGGAAGAGGUAGACGACGAACUCGACAGAAACCCCAGAUGGAUAUCAAGGAGCCUAAGCCUCACCGUAAGCCUCGCAAGGUCCGCCCAGUACCUGAAACAUUUGAAGAAAGAAGAACAAGAAGAAUUCAACAGCGGAUCGAAAGCCCUGUGGAAAGACCAUCAUCUCUUCCAAUCAGGAGGCGUAGGCGUUCCCACAGCCCAUCCUACAUGCCUGCCUUUGGACCCCCACCAAUGUCUCCAUCUCUUCACAGAAAGCCGAUUGCGGGAUACAAACCCAUACCAAGAUCACCUACACCCCUAAGAGCACAGUCAGUACCAGCUUAUGCAGCUGCACCUGCACCUGCUUUCAAGCGGUCAUUCUCUCUUCCAAGGGAGGAGGACGGCUCAGGCCCACUCUACAUCCCUCAUUAUGAGGUUCACAAGAAGGACUAUAGGGGAGACUAUAAAUGUCCCACCCCAUCCUACAUACCUCAUCCUGCUGUGCCUGGAUCGGCCGUCCCUCAAACACCAACACAUGAUGACCGCUACUUUGCGGCAGUGUUUGAGGAUUACGUCAGCACUUCCGAGUAUGACUACCCGCUGACCAGUCCAAUGAGAACCAGGACACCAUCUUUCCCACGCUCGAGAACACCAAGUGCUUCUCGAACGAGAAGCAUAACUCCAUCUAGAAGACGAAGAACCACAUCAGCAUCAUCUGAUUACGAUGACUACUAUGGAAGAAGGUACAGCCACGACAGCCAAAGGAGAGGUCGAAGCACUACACCAACGUCAGCUGUUCGUUUCACACCAUCUGGUCCCGAUUAUGAAAGUUACAUGAAGCAUGUGAAAUCACUCAAGAUGAGAGCAAGCUCUGUUCCAGUGAGAGAUCUUCCAGAAAGAUUCACACCAUCCGUGUUUGAGGAUGAUGACAGAGUACGUCCAACUCCUAGACGACGUCCUGAACCGAUGAGAGCUAAAUCAGUACCACCUAAGGAAGGACCUCCUGUUAAGCUCUCUCAAGCAGGCCGAUACCAUUUACCAUCCUUGAGGGAGUUUCUGGGUAACAGACCUAAUCCGUUUAUGCCCAGAGCAAAAACCCACACUUCACCACCUCCACCGAGUAGGACAUCAAGUACAUCCGAGUAUGAAGAGAGAGAACGCUCAAGAAAAACUCGCUUUGACUCACAGAGCUCAACAAGCUCCUACAGGGAUAGGUCUACUACUCCAUCGUCCAAAUAUGGUAGAGACCGUGAUUAUCACUUUGAGAGACCGACUUCCCGAGAUGCAACACCAGUGAGUUUUAGAGAAAGGUCCCAAUCGCCGAGUGUGACAGCUCCUCCAAAGCGAGCCCACACCGCUCUGACUGCUUCAGAUUAUGAACAAGCAUUCAGGCGAGCUGUCUCACCAGGUGUUCAUGCAAUGAUCUCUGAUGAUGGUGCGGGACGCAAGAGCUCUUAUGACUCGCCCAAACCAACCGUCAAGAGACCAGAAGCACGGAAGCGUGCAACACCAACCUUUACCGACUCUGAGCACAGGAGGAGAGACAUGAGGCUAUUAUCAGUAGAAUCAGCUGAAUCCUAUGAUUCAAGGUCAGCCUCACCAAGACGACCUGUGACACCCAUUGCUACUGAUUCUGAGCGAACACCAAGGGAAGUCAAAAUCAUCGAGAGGAUGGCAUCUUAUGACUUAAACAGAGAGAGAUCUAUGUCCCCUGCUACAAGGUACAGUGUAACCCCAUCUCAUGAGCACAGACCAAGAGAUGUUCAUCGAUCAUCUUUAAGACAAACAUCUGCUUCUCCAACUGUGAGAGCUGGUCCAGGGCGAAGUGUAACACCCUCGUCGUAUGAGGUGAAGCAAAGAGAAUAUCGUCUCUCAUCAUCAGAGAGAGAGUCCUUUGAAUCCCACAGACCCCGCCCGGUCUCGCCUAAAAUACCAUCUCAUCAGAAGAGAAGCACAACAUCCACAUCAUCAGAUAGAACCUCCCGGCUGUCUGUUGACUCAGUUGAGUCAUACGGACCAAGGUCUGCCUCACCUCUCUUCGGUCGACCAGUCACACCAGUUGCAACUGAUUCUCUACGGACACCCAGAGAAAUCAAAAUCAUUGAGAGAAUGGCAUCGCCAGGUAUUGUUCCUGCUACUAGACGCAGUGUGACACCAUCUUAUGAACGCAGCAGGAAAGACAUUUAUAGCUCAACCAGCAGGACGACAUCUGCUUCACCUGUUAGGGGUGCAAGCCAAUAUCAAAGCACGACGCCUACAUCCUCUGAUGUCCACCAUAGAGACUACCGCUUAUCAUCAUCAGAGAGAGAAUCUUUUGAUUCCCACAGACCCCGCCCUGUCUCACCUAAAAUGCCAUCUCAUCAGAAGAGAAGCACAACAUCCACAUCGUCAGAUAGAGCCUCCCGGCUGUCUGUUGACUCAAUUGAGUCAUACGGACCGAGGUCUGCCUCACCUCUCUUCGGUCGUCCAGUCACACCAGUUGCAACUGAUUCUCUACGGACACCCAGAGAAAUCAAAAUCAUUGAGAGAAUGGCAUCGCCAGGUAUUGUUCCUGCUACUAGACGCAGUGUGACACCAUCUUAUGAACGCAGCAGGAAAGACAUUUAUAGCUCAACCAGCAGGACGACAUCUGCUUCACCCGUUAGGGGUGUAAGCCAAUAUCGAAGCACGACACCAACAUCCUCCGAUGUCCACUACCGCUUAUCAUCCUCAGAGAGAGAAUCUUUUGAAACACGUAGGUCACGACCUCGUACACCAAAAGUGAUCUCUCCUCCAAGACGGACAACUCCAACAUUCUCUGAUGAUGAGCGUAAAUCUCGUGACCAGCGCUUUUUGUCAACAGAUUCAGUGGAGUCAUACAAAACACGUUCUGCCUCACCACUGCGUGGACGUCCUGUCACCCCAGUUGGAACAGACUCAAUGCGUACACCGAGAGAGAUUAGUAUCAUAUCCAGGUUGUCAUCUUACGAUUCAUCUACAGAAAGAUCUGCUUCACCCACUGUAGCUAUGUCUCAGAAGCAUAGCAUGAGUGAAACCCAGAGAUCAAGCCUACGAGCGUCCACCGCUUCCCCUCGACCCACGUCCCCAAGAGUACCUUCAUAUCGUGAGAGAAGUCACACACCAUCACUUUCCGAAUGGAAACAAUCUCACAGGGAUCUGCUGGCAGCUAAAAGAGACCAACGCGAAUCACGUGACACACUGGCUCCUAGGCCUGACUCCUCAUUUCCUGAGCGUCCUGUAACUCCAGUUGCCACUGAUUCUCUAAGGACAGUAAGAGAAAUAAAAAUCAUUGAUAGAAUGUCAACAAGAGACAGGUCUGUAUCACCAAGUGUGAGUUCUCUUUCAAGGCCAUCAUACUAUUCCUCAGACCGAGGGCAAAGGGACUACGGAUUGUCAUCAAGACCCGAACGCAAAGACUACCAGUCAUCUUCCUACACCUCUUCUGCCAGGUCACACGACAGAUAUGAACCUCGACCUUCCUACAGGCAGAGGUCACCAUCCCCACAGCUUGGUUCGUCACUUAGGAGAUCGGUUUCACCCAAAGCAGAACGAAUGGCAUCACCCAUCUAUUCAAGGAAGUCAAGACCAGAAUCUAGUCGCACAAGAACCCCAACCUCAUUGGACUUUGAAGACAGAGAAAUGCACUCAUCAACAACAAGAAAGACGUACCGUGACAGCUAUGAGCCGAGUCGCACUUCAAGACAAAGAUCCCCAUCACCACAAGUGAUAACCUCAGAUUAUGAUCUGGAUUAUUCUUCAUCAAAGAGAUAUGACACCGAUAUAUCCUUUUCAUCAACAUCCACUAAGUCAAGGCUUUCACCAACUAUGACUUCUGAUAGGUAUGGUAUGAGUUAUGAUUCAGUCUCCAAGACAUCAUCAAAGAAGAGCUCCAAACCUGGUGCUUUUGCCCCGAUAGACACAGGCAAGUCACUCUCCUUACCACGAGGAGAUCUACCAUUCAAACUUGACGCUGAUCUGAUGGAGGAAUCAGGAUCUGAUCACUCCAGUCCAGCUCCCUUCAUCCCGCUGGCAGACGAGAGAGAGGAAGAGGUUAUCCUCAAGGAGACGAAAGAAGAGACACAGGAGAAAGGUGUCGAAGAGGCCCAGCUUCCAGAGCCUGUCAAACUCUCCAAGGAAGAAGCACAGCUAGAAGAGAAAGAGAAAGACAUCGAAGAGGAGAAAGAUGAGGACAGCGUAGAGGAUCAUUCAGAGAUCUUGACCGGCAAAACAAAAGAAUCAAUGAUUGAGACAGAACAGAAGAUUGACGACACUGAAGGCGAGGGACCCCCUGAGUUCCACAGACGUUUGAGAGACUUGACAGUGAAUGAUGGUGCUCGGGUGGUUCUGGAAGUACAAAUUACUGGUGCUCAGCCAAUGGAUAUUGGUUGGCUUCGUAACGGCCAGGACAUACCAGACAGUGAAGAGUUCCGCUAUGUCAGCCGAGGCAACCUGUACCAGCUGGUGAUUGCUGAGAUCUUCCCAGAGGACUCCGGCAAGUACACCUGUGAAGCCUUGAACGAUCACGGUGAAGCUGACUGCCAAUGCUCAUUGAACGUCAUUGAGGAGCCAAGCGUCAGCAUCAGCAUUAACAUCAGUCAAGACGUGACGGCCACAACCACUGACCAAGCCAUCAUGGAUGAUGAGAACAUCCCUCCAGAGUUCUUUGAGGAACCUCAGUCAAUGACCAUAGAGGAAGGAGGGAUGGCCCGUUUCGUCUGUGAUGUGGAUGGAGAACCAGUCCCUACAGUCAAGUGGUCCAAAGACGACGUACCAAUCACCGAUGGAGGGCGAUUCAAGUUGUACUCGGACAAAUUCUCUCACACCUUUGAGAUCCCCGUAGCUCUUGCUACCGACGAGGGAGAAUAUGUGUGUACAGCCACCAACAAGGAAGGACAGGUUGAGUGCGGAUUUAGUCUGAGGGUCAUGAGAGAUCAGACAAUGCCGAUCGUUGACAAACAGACCAUUGACGACACUGACCAUCAAUUCAUCCCAUCAGACACAUCACCAGAGCCCAUUGCAAUCAUUGUCCCUGUGGCACUGGUCACCCCUCAAGCUGCACCAGACAGUGGUCUGAUUGCUGAGUUUGAGGCCAUAUCAGACAAUGAACCAGUGCGCUUUGGUUCCGAUUCAGAAGCCCCAGUGUUCACUGAGGAACUUACAGACCAGGUUGUCGUCGAGGAAAGCGGGACCACGUUCCAGUGCGUAGCCACUGGAAAGCCCCUUCCUGAUAUCACCUGGUACUUUGACGACAAACCCAUCAAAUCCUCCAAGUAUUUCCAGAUGAGCGAGGAGGAUGAGGUCUGUAAACUCAUCAUUGCAGAGGCAUAUACUGAAGAUGCGGGAAGAUACAGUUGUCAUGCCAACAAUGAAGCAGGGGAAGCGGUGACAUCGGCCAUGUUGAUGGUUGAAGAACCAGGGGAAGCUUCAGAGCCUGAGCCGAAGCUAGCUACAGUUGCAGAACCGAAGUCAGCUCCAGUUCCUGAAUCAACUCCAGUUCAAAAACCAGUUCCAGUUAAACCACAGCCAGCCGCCCCUGCCGUGCCUGCAGCUGCGCCUGUAAAUCAACAAGCUCCAACGUUUGAGAAGAAGAUACAAGAUUGUGAGACACAAGCCAACAGUGAAGCCAAAUUUGAGUGCACUCUGAGAGGAACACCCGCUCCUGAUGCUAAAUGGUUCAAGAACGGCAAGCCAUUGAAGGAGGGCAUCCGCCACAAGAUGUCCAAAGGAGCUGAUGGGGUGUGUAAGCUCACCAUCCCCAGGGCUCAGAUGGAGGACUGUGGUGACUAUGAGUGUCAAGCCAACAAUGUCAACGGGAGCGCAUCUUGUGCUGCUAAGCUUAAUAUUCUAACUUCUAAGAAGCUACCUCUCCUGAGCAAGUUCCAGCAAGGAGGACCUCCACCAGGUCAGGGACCUGGAGGCAAGAAAGCUCCCAUCGGAACCAGAGUAGGCGGCAGCGUCUUCGCUAAAGCACAGAAGUUUGGCAAGUAAUCUGAAGAAGAGACCCACAAAACAGAGGCUGGUGAUUUCUAUAAAAAAACUGGAUUAAUUUUCCACAAAGAGAUCUUUAAGGUUGGUGAUUUUAGACUUUAAUGCAAAAUCAUAUUUUAAGUUCAGGGAAAAAUUGGGUUUGAUUUGUUGGAUUUUACCAACUUCUUUUUGGGCAUCACACGUUUUAAGUUGUAGUCAGUGGUUAUUAAUAUAUAAGAAUUGAAAUCACCAGCUUCUGUCUGAGUUUCAUACCAGAUACUUUAAACCCAAACAGUCUACCUAUUAAAGUCAAUGUUAAAGACUAUAACUAAAUCAAUGCAGUGGUUUAUAUCUCCAUGUAACUGUCCAAUCAAUUAUGUACUUUGUGCCUUAAUUUUUUGUACUUCCAAAGUGUCCUUAAUCUAAAUCAAAGUGUCCUUAAUCUAAAUGUUUUUAAAGAUUAGAUAAAAAUGUUGUAGAAUGAAGUUAUUAUUUAAUUUUUUGAUAUAUAAAUGUUAUUUAUAAGAACAAAAUCGGGUAAAAUGAUGUGUACUUGACACAAGUGUUUUUAAAGAAUGUGUACAAUAGAACAAAAAAGUAUAUGUGUUUUUUAAAAUUCCAACAACUGGAAAACCAAGAUGUAAAUAAUUCUUAAAGCGACAAAGAUGUGCGAAGAGAAAGUUUAUAUUGUAUACCAAUGUUAAACUAAAAGACGUUCCCCGCACUAACAUAGAUGUAAAAUGUGCUCGGUGACAAAACGCCGAUGGAAAAACGUUUGUACAAUUUUGUUAUGAGGCGGGGAACCAGAUUUUGUAAAAUUGAUGACUUAAAUAAUGACAACGCAGCAAUUCUGUGACCAAACAUUGUUCCUGGUCGCAAGAGUAACGCUGGCGUCUGUAUUUUUGAUGACCAAGGAAAUCCGCCGUUAAGGUAAGAUCCUAGAAGAUGAGGCUCUCGUUCCGCUAAGGAACUCUGGAGAGCCAGAUGAAGUGAAUUAAUAGUACUACUUGAGGAGUGGAGGGCGUGCUCCCUCCACCCUCAGAUGACAGUGUCGAAGGAAGCAAAGCUUCGCUUAAACAUUCCGCUGUCGUCAACUAAUUAUAAAGUGAAAAGACAUCUUUAAAAAGAUGUCUUUGUUUAUGAAACUUGACGCCCGAGGUGGAAUAAACCUCGGACGACGUCAGGAUGAUGAAACUCUACCAAAAACUAAGAUAUAAGACGCAGCGGGUUGGGCUGCGUCUUAAGAAAAGAGGAGGACCUUGAGAGCAAAUUGGGGGUCAUUGUGGUGGUGCACUUCCAUGUUGGCUCUCGGCCCUUCCAAAAACUUUCUAUUUAUUAUUUAUUUCAUUCAGUUUGAGGAAAGUUUUCUGAAUUGGAUAUUUAUUUAAAAACAAUAUUAUCUCAACUAAAAAUUUCCUGAAAGCCAGUGGUCGGACAAAAACUGCUGCUUUUAUAUAAACGCCCUCAAUCAUGAAAACCCAUUAAAUGAAAACUUUCCUCAUAUUGUUUAUUUAAUUUCGUGUCCAUUAUCACUUGAUAAUGAUACUUAAUUUUGUUCCACUUUUGUUCUUGUGUAACUGCUGUGAUUUUAAGUAACUUAAAAAAACAAAAUGACCUGGCCCUCCAGAAAUGUUGCAGUUUGACGUCAUUAUCUGAAAUGGAUCACCGAUUUCGUGGUGGUAAUCACCUGAUCCAGCAGAGCGACUCUCAUUGGACAGUAGCAUAAGAGUGGGCGUGUCUACAUCUUGGGUGGGCGGGGCCCAGGUCUUUUGUUUUGCUUUGCUUUGUAGUUCCCUAUCAGUAAUUUACCUUUAAAGCACAAUUUAAUGUUUAAGAAAUGACCAGAGUAUCAUACUAUUUCUCACAGUAGAUAACAUUUGACCUAAUCAUGAAGUUAUUGCAAGACUUAACUGCAAAUAAGGGUAAAAGUUACCCCAAUUAAACUAGUUGGUUGAAUACACAUCAAAUUGCCACCUCGCAUACUGGGAAUUUCCUGUGUAUUAUAGUGUUUAAUUCUAACACAUUUUCAACCAAACAACAUCCAAAUGCAGGAGUAAAAUCUCAUAGCUUUGGGACCGAUCUCAACCUUUUCCCAACCUCGACCCCUCCCAAACUCAACCUCCUCGAAACUCAACCCUCCAUGAACCUCAACCCCCCCCCCCAACCUCAACCUCCGAUAAACCACAACCCACCCUAACACCCACUUCGCUCUGGUCAGUUCUUGAACAAUGUAACACUAUAAUAUACGUAAGACCCUGAUCAAUUACUUUGCACGCUGCACAGUAGGCAUUUACCACACUGUGAGCAUUUCCUGUAGUUUUUACUCAGAUAAAAACCCUUUAAAUUGAAGCUUAUGGAUUGAAUUGUUGACAACUGUUUUUAAAACCUCCCAAAUUUAAUCGAUGUUUGUACUAGACUUUCUUUGUCCUGAAAUGUUAAGCUUCAAGUUUUGUUAGCUAUUUAUUGUGGAUAGAAAUAACUUAUUUAUUUACUGGAAUCAGGGUCUAACUAUAACACAGUUAUUAAGUAGAAAUUUGAGUUAAAGCAUUGCACAGAGGAUGUUAUCUUAUUCGAUUUAUUCAUCUAUUUUUCUCGCAGUUAUUUUUUCGUAGUAAUGUUUUAUGAUGCCCCAAUAGUGCUGUAUUUUGUUCAUUAAACGUGCAAUGCUCCGAAAAAUAA
Asterias rubens (European starfish) is the source of this 27863-nucleotide messenger RNA. Its product is annotated as titin-like. Gene Ontology annotation, biological process: protein phosphorylation. The record is from RefSeq and is a predicted model, not a curated record. Bases 36 to 25205 code for a protein of 8389 amino acids. Gene Ontology annotation, molecular function: ATP binding; protein binding; protein kinase activity. Lineage: Eukaryota; Metazoa; Echinodermata; Asteroidea; Forcipulatida; Asteriidae. The transcript is spliced from 87 exons.